GGAGGCCGCUUGCACUAGCCUUGUGACUUGCUUAUAAGGUCCAGUGUUCACGGUUGGAGAGAGAACAUUUGCUGCGCCUGCAUUAGCCAGUGCUUGGAAGAAUCACCUAGAAACAUCUCUCCUCUGUGCAGAGAAACCCAGGGGAGUGUUGUAGAACUGAGCAGGCAGACCAUUCAUUCUGCAGUUGGCCAAAGAUCCAGAAGCAGAGCGGGUGUGUGAGAAACACCAGGAGGAAUUUGCUUUGUUGUCUGAAGAGGGGCCAAAAACUCACCUAUGUGAUCUGCACGGCACACCAAGAAACCAUGUUACAGCUUCCACAGAGACAACCGCGGAGCAGUGCGAGGUAGGAAAUUGCUAGACGCCAGAGACAUAUUGAACGGGUACGUGACUCCUUCUCACUCCCCCUCAUACUUCACAAUGCAGGUCAGGGGCUUCGGCAUUGGCUGAAAGACACAUCUCCAAUAUUACACGUCUGGAUGCCGUGAGGAGGGGAAGGUGCGGGCUGCAAUGGCUCUUUCUCCUGAACCGAGGCAAAGGACGCCGGAGUUCUCCCUCAACCCCCAAACUCUGAAGCAAUUCAAAGUGAAUGUGACUCUGGAUCCAGACACGGCAGGUCCUGAACUCAUCCUCUCUGAGGACCUGAAAGGUGCCAGAUGGGGAAAACCAAGUCAGAAGAUGCCUGACCGUCCGGAGAGAUUUGACACUGAUCCCUGUGUGUUGGGCUGUGAGGGAUUCACCUCAGGGAGACACUACUGGGAGGUGGAGGUGGAUGGGAUGUUCUGGACUGUGGGUGUGGCCAGAGAGUCUGUGAGGAGGAAGGGACAUAUUGUCUUUCGACCCAACACGGGAGUCUUGGGUUUGCAGAAAUAUGAUCACCUCUGCGUGGCGCUCACCAGCCCUUCCAACACCUAUGUGCCCCUCAAAAAUAACAACAAUGAGAUCGGCGUCUAUCUGGACUAUGAACUGGGGCGAGUGUCAUUUUAUGACCUCAGCAGCGAGGAGCUGCUCUUUGCUUUCCCGCCGGUCUCUUUCAAUGGGGAGAGAGUUUUCCCUUACUUUUGUGUAUUUUUGUCCCACAUAAAACUGUCCCCCAGAGGGUGAUGCAUGGCUGUGAUCCCAAGAAACUGGAUUCUCUGGCCUGUGGUGUCAUAGUCUCUAUGAUCCUAGAGGUUCUUGCUGAACCUCUUCUAGCUUCCAUUGCCGUACACUCUAUGACCCUGGAGGAUUACAAUGUUCUUGCUGAACCUCUUGUAGCUUCCAUUGCUCUACGCUCUAUGACCCUGGAGGAUUACAAUGUUCUUGCUGAACUUCUUCUAGCUUCCAUUUCAUUAGGCUCUAUGAGCCUGGAGGAUUACAGUGUUCUUGCUAAACCACUUCUAGCUUCCAUUUCCCUAAGCUCUAUGAGCCUGGAAGACAACGUCUUUCCUGUAGAGCUGCUCUGAGCUACCUUAUUAGUCUCCAUGCCUCAGGAGGACUCCCAUGUUUCCUCACAGAAAAUCCUAGGCUCUCAAUCCUGGUCUCUAUGGCUCCACAAGGAGUACAAUGUUGUUGCAAAGUCCCGUUUAGCUUGCUAUUUUCUAGUCUCUAUGCUCCUGUCAGAGUCCCAUGUUCCUUCAGACCCCCUGCUAGCUCUCUGUCUGCAAACUGGACCAUCCUGAAGUACAGAACGUGACACUUUUUAAUGGCAGAAAUUAAGGAAAGAAAAUCCUGAGUGGGUGUCUCGAUUCAGCCUGUAUUACCGUUGUGACAGAUAUUGCAAACACACACAGCCUCUUUGGGAGUGAUUGUUUCCACCUGAUAAAUGUGAUCUGUGAGCUUGAGCCAGAGCUUGAAAGUAUGAAAACUUCAGAGACUACUGUAUUCAGAUGGGCCGGACAACAUGGGCCCAUAGUAUAUUGACAGACCUAUGUAUCAAUAUGUGUAUUACAGGUAAUUGUAUGUUCCCGGCUCACUGGGUGGAUUUUCUGGGGAAUCUGGGAAGAUCAAUGCAAAGUCCUAUGGUUGGUUACACAGAUUCCCAGCCUUUAAGGAUUUUCCCCCUGGGGCAGGGGCACCGGCUGAUUUUACCUGCUUCAGGAGGUUGGGGACAAAUUUUGGGGUCUAAAGGGUGAGUUUAAACAGACUCUCUCAUUUUGAGCCAACAAACUGACAUUAAUCGAUAGGUCAAACCCUGUGAAGGAGUGGAAGGAUUAGAACCUGCCAGGGUCUCCAUAGGACUGAUGGGGGACCUCUGGGAAGCAGAAGUCUGCCUUUCCACUUGUUAUUGUUUUAUUGAUCUUUUUUCUCGGUAAGGCUUUUGUCCUUAAAUAAAUGCUCUGUGCAAACUGCCUAAUCACUGGGUGCCCUGAUGUUAGCCCUUGGCAGAGAGAGCGCAAAACUGCGGUGCUGAGAUAGGUCAGAUGCCUAUCUUUUCUCUGCCGUGCAAUGGUGCGAUAUAAAGGGAAAGCACACACGAAACGUUGGCGAGAUGCUAAAGAUCUGCCCUUCUGUCCUCUAUUUAUUCAAGUAGAACAAUGAGCCAAUAACAGCAGUAAAAGCAACAUGAAAUAAAUAUGAAGCGAGUGACUGGGAAAUCCCAUUGAGACACACAGAAUAAAAUAUUCCCAGCAUCCAUCACAUCACAAGCUUUUCCAGGUGGGGAAUUGGUUGUUUGGGAUUUGUUUUUUCAAAAUACUUAUUACGUUUCUUUGUGUAAUUUACUUUUCCCUGUUGCUCAGUAUCUGGUAGGAAGAUCCCUGAUUUUGCAAUAAAUAUUUGUUCCUAU
Molecule: messenger RNA, 2764 nt
Organism: Emys orbicularis (European pond turtle)
Lineage: Eukaryota; Metazoa; Chordata; Testudines; Emydidae
Product: butyrophilin subfamily 1 member A1-like
Exons: 4
Coding region: 508-1101 (197 amino acids)
Biological process (GO): protein ubiquitination
Cellular component (GO): cytoplasm
Molecular function (GO): ubiquitin protein ligase activity; protein binding
Source: RefSeq, a predicted model, not a curated record